UCGCUUUUUUGUGAACAUGUUAUAUGCUCGCAUUUGCACGUUAAUGAAUCGCUCGUAGCCGGAUUGGUCAAUUGGCCAGAGCGUAAUCGAAAAGCUGCCAUCCAGUUUGAUUUAACGAAUGUGUGCGAUUUGAUGCGUGGAAACAUCAAGGAAUCCUAUUUCGAAAAAACGUUCCACAACCGCAAAACUAUAAAGAUAAACUAUGAAACCAGGAUGAAAACGAGUAUUUUCUCACCGAUGCUAUACUUACCGAAUGUCGAUGGUGCGAACAAGAAGCUGGAAGAUGCUUGUGUGCAGUUUCUUGAAGACGUCAAACAGGAUCAUCAGAUCGUGCCCGAACUCGAAACCCUCCUACAUGAUCCUGAAGUAUUUACGCACAUCUAUUUUAUGCACUGCGUUUUGCCAGACAUCGAAUAUUUUGAGGAUAUAAUGGAAGUGAUUGGUGCAUCUCGUUCUCACAAUAUCUCACCGUUGACCAGAGAAAUUGAACGAUAUAUUUGUCGAACGAUUACAAAAUCUAACGAAGAUUUGACGUUCGUCAAGAAGAUGUUAUUGAUAGCCGAAGCGAAUGAAUUACCCGUACUGAAAAUGAUGUGUUCUGGUAUAAUCGCCGACAGUAUCGUUGACGAGUGUGGCGGUGUUGGUAUCCACGAUGAGCCAGCGACCACAGCACAAAUUAAUGCAAUCUCGCAAGAAAUGCGAGAAAUCGCACAGCAAAUAUCAUUCAUCGAACCAGAAAGUGCAGCGGCAGAAGAUGAGGAUAACGAUAUGCUGGUGAAUACUCUUGUGCAAGAACUGAAAUCAUUAGCGAGGAGUAUGCGACGCGUUUCCGUUUCGAAAUCGAUAAAAAGUUCAAAUUCUUCUCGAUCCACUUCGCCAUGCGGAUGCAACGAAUCAACAGCAACAGCCAACGAGCAACCAGCUCCAAUGGCAACCGCCACUUAG
Molecule: messenger RNA, 945 nt
Organism: Anisakis simplex (herring worm)
Lineage: Eukaryota; Metazoa; Nematoda; Chromadorea; Rhabditida; Anisakidae
Source: the annotation of a GenBank genome assembly